GCUCUGAAGAGACCACUUUCUAGUUAAAGAUGGCUGCUGAUACCUCUGUUGAAAUACUUCAAAAAGUUCUGGAGAAUGAAAUACUUCAGACUACCAAGGUUGUGGAAGAACGUCUGGAUGCUGAAAUGCAGAAGCUGGACCAAAUGGAUGAAGAUGAAUUAGAAUGCCUUAAACAAAGGAGGCUUGAGGCACUAAAAAAGGCCCAGCAGCAGAAACAAGAGUGGCUUUCAAAAGGACAUGGAGAAUACAGAGAAAUCCCAAGUGAGAGAGACUUUUUCCAAGAAGUCAAAGAAAGUAAAAACGUGGUUUGCCAUUUCUAUAGAGAUACAACGUUCAGGUGCCAAAUAAUGGACAAACAUUUGAGUGUGUUGGCAAAAAAGCACAUUGAGACAAAAUUCUUGAAAUUAAAUGCUGAAAAAUCUCCUUUCUUGUGCGAGAGACUGCGUAUCAAAGUAAUUCCCACUCUAGCACUAGUAAAAGAUGGAAAAACACAAGACUAUGUUGUGGGCUUUACUGAUCUCGGUAAUACUGAUGACUUCACUACAGAGACCUUAGAAUGGAGAUUAGGCUGUGCAGACAUAAUUAAUUACAGUGGAAACUUGAUGGACCCACCUUUUCAAAGUCAAAAGAAGUUUGGAACAAGCUUUACGAAGUUGGAUAAGAAGACCAUCAGAGGAAAGAAAUAUGAUUCAGAUUCUGAUGAUGACUAGAAGAACAGCUAGAUGUAUUUGUAAAUCAUCUUUUGUUUAUGCUUGGUACAUUUCUAAGAAUGUUUUUUAUAAAGCUUACUGCUUUUCAUUACGUCUGCACAUAAUGCUCAUUUUUCUAUACAGUUUUAUACAACUGAGUCAUAGUAGAAAAAAGCUUAA
Messenger RNA from Fulmarus glacialis (Northern fulmar), 869 nucleotides. It is a transcript of the gene TXNDC9, whose product is annotated as thioredoxin domain containing 9. Gene Ontology annotation, cellular component: cytoplasm. Bases 30 to 710 code for a protein of 226 amino acids. The transcript is spliced from 4 exons. Gene Ontology annotation, biological process: microtubule cytoskeleton organization. Lineage: Eukaryota; Metazoa; Chordata; Aves; Procellariiformes; Procellariidae. The record is from RefSeq and is a predicted model, not a curated record.